GUUAUCCUUAAAAAAUUAAUAUAGAAUAUAGUAUUCUGAAUAUGGGGUCUAAACAAACUCCUUCUGAAUUUUUAAAACAAAUUGUUGGCAGACCGGUUGUUGUAAAACUUAACUCAGGUGUUGAUUAUAGAGGUAUUUUAGCCUGUUUAGACGGUUAUAUGAAUAUAGCUUUAGAACAGUCAGAGGAAUAUUGUAAUGGACAACUUAAAAAUAAAUAUGGAGACGCGUUUAUUCGAGGGAAUAACGUUCUAUACAUCAAUGUUCAAAAGAAAUGAAAAAGCCUACAAAUUAAUAUUAAAUUAUGCUAAAUAUUUUGAUAAUUUAAUUAUUUUUGAAUCAUAAUAUAUUUUUUUAUAAGAGCGGAUAUAAUUAUAAAUAAAGACUAAUUCAUUUGA
This is a messenger RNA of Gordionus sp. m RMFG-2023, 395 nucleotides long. Its product is annotated as U6 snRNA-associated Sm-like protein LSm6. Gene Ontology annotation, biological process: mRNA splicing, via spliceosome; maturation of SSU-rRNA. Gene Ontology annotation, molecular function: RNA binding. Gene Ontology annotation, cellular component: sno(s)RNA-containing ribonucleoprotein complex; U4/U6 x U5 tri-snRNP complex; nucleolus. NCBI's taxonomy places the organism in Eukaryota, Metazoa, Nematomorpha, Gordioida, Chordodea, Parachordodidae. The coding region runs from base 42 to 275 and encodes 77 amino acids. The transcript is spliced from 3 exons. The record is from RefSeq and is a predicted model, not a curated record.